Messenger RNA from Alnus glutinosa, 1739 nucleotides. RefSeq names its product F-box protein At1g70590. The transcript has 6 exons. Gene Ontology annotation, molecular function: protein binding. The record is from RefSeq and is a predicted model, not a curated record. NCBI's taxonomy places the organism in Eukaryota, Viridiplantae, Streptophyta, Magnoliopsida, Fagales, Betulaceae. The coding region runs from base 70 to 1122 and encodes 350 amino acids.
UCCACCGAAGCUAUCUGUCUCUCCCUCUCCGUGUUUUUUCAGUUCCUCCAUAGUCUGAGACCGUGGAAGAUGAAGCAGAGAACUUGGCCAGGCCGAUCGGACGGCUCUCGUUUCUCAUCCCUUCCGUUAUCGAAAGCCAACGGUUCAAAACAGCACCUUAAAGCCCCCACCGGAAAAGCAUCGCCUCCGAUCCGCCAGAUCCGGUACUGCUCGGACGGCCACGAUUUAUCGGCCCUCCCGUACGACGUGGUGGCGAAGAUCGCAGGGUCGUUCAGUCUCCGUAACCUCCGUGCGGCGUCGCUGGUGUGCAAGUCGUGGUGCGAGGCGCUCCGGCCGCUUAGGGAGGCCAUGCUGUUCCUGCGGUGGGGCAAGCGGUUCAAGCACGGCCACGGCGGGGUGCGCCCUAACUUGGACAAGGCUCUCGACUCGUUCCUCAAAGGCGCGGCUCGUGGCUCCACCCUGGCCAUGGUAGAUGCCGGUCUCAUCUACUGGGAAUUGGGUCACAAGGACAAGGCCAUCGCUUUGUAUCACAGAGCCGCCUCGCUUGGCGAUCCAGCUGGACAGUGCAAUUUAGCUAUUUCUUAUUUGCAAGGUGAACCCUCGAAUCCGAAGGAAGCUGUGAAAUGGUUGUAUAAGGCUUCCAUGGCUGGCCAUUUCCGUGCUCAGUACCAACUCGCGCUUUGUCUGCAUCAAGGUCGCGUCGUAGAUUGCAAUAUACAAGAAGCCUAUAUUCGAGAGCUUCUUUGUGAUCAGUUUGCUUUUCUGGAACAGGCUAGAUGGUAUCUAAAAGCUGCGGAAAGUGGGUAUUUGCGAGCCAUGUACAAUGUCUCACUAUGCUACUCAUUUGGGGAAGGUUUAGUGCACAGUCAUCGACAGGCGAGAAAAUGGAUGAAGCGUGCGGCUGAUCGCGGUCACAGUAAAGCUCAAUUUGAGCAUGGACUUGCUCUCUUUUCUGAAGGGGAGAUGAUGAAAGCUGUUGUGUACCUGGAACUUGCUACCCGUGCCGGUGAAAGAGCAGCAGCGCAUGUGAAGAAUGUAAUUCUCCAACAACUGUCAUCAACUUCACGCGAUCGAGUGAUGCAUCUUGCUGACAAUUGGCGUGCUUUGCCUUCAUCUUGCUAAGCUAGAUCAUAAAUGUAGCUUCCCUGAGGAAUCUGUUAGCUGUUAUGUAUCUUCUAAACACUGUCAAACUGUGCUGCUCAAUAUGAAGUGGUUUUUAGACAGCAAUCUGACAGAUUGAGGACCUGUUGAUUGUAAUUAGGAAUCGUUUGCAGCAAAAUAGGGCUUGAGCAAAUGACCAGUGGAUCACCCUGAAGGGUACGAUGAUGGAGAUUCAGCAGGUCAUAAAUGAUUCCCUUAAUGUGUUUUCUAUAGAUUCUCGAGUCUACAGCCGACUGCAGUGCUGUCAAGAUUCAAGUGUCGUAUAUAAUUCAGAAACUAAUUGAGCAAUUACUUGCCAUAUUGUCUCUAUUUCUUGAUUUUUUUAUUCUCUUUCGUUUAUGACCAGUGGGUUAUAAAUUAGCAUUUUUUUUUUUCACAUUGCCAUAUUGUCUCUAUAGUUGUGCCUGGUGGACAACUCUUUCAUCAGUGGGAAAAUAUACUCCCUGUAUGGCAACAUAUAUAUGUAUUUUUGAGAACAUCGUUGUCCUUAAUGCCAUGAAUUGCCUAGCUUAGGUGAUUGAAUAAUAUAACGAGAUUUGGGCGGGGAUGAUACUCAAGAAGUACUUCAAAUUUCUUCA